Cryptosporidium muris RN66 is the source of this 2544-nucleotide messenger RNA. RefSeq lists its product as uncharacterized. The transcript has a single exon. NCBI's taxonomy places the organism in Eukaryota, Apicomplexa, Conoidasida, Eucoccidiorida, Cryptosporidiidae. The record is from RefSeq and is a predicted model, not a curated record. The coding region runs from base 1 to 2544 and encodes 847 amino acids.
AUGGUAACUCUGCAAACUACGACUUAUAUUUCUUUUAUACUUAUAUAUGGGAUUAAAUGUUUGGAUCUAAAUUAUAAUCACCUAAAGACUACUUAUUCAGCUGUAGUAGAUGAUUUUUAUUAUAUACCAUUGAGAAAUAGGACUUUUACAGACUUAGAUAAUCAUACUUUAGGACUAUCAGAUCCAGUUCCAAUAAGGGUUGCCACAUUAACUUUGGCUAUCUUGAAUGCUAUAUUAGAAGAAUUACCCUUUGAAUGGACACUUUUCUUUCAAAAAUUUGAUAUAUUGAAAUUUUAUCGGCAAUUAUUCAAACUAGGGGCAAUAAAAAGUAACAAACUGUUUUUUAGAUUUUGUCCUCAUACUUGUGUUGAAAUGAUGGAUUUUGAAGAAGAUACAGCAGAAAUAUGUAAUGCAACCUGUGGUAAUAUUUUUAACUUUUUGGAAGAUAUUGGGAUCUUCUUUAAACCAAAUAGUGAAUUAUUUAAUAUAAAAUUAACUUCAAGAUAUAAUCCUAAUAAAGAAGAUAGUAUAGAAUUUAAUAUAUCAGAAGAUGCUUCAGAAACUACUGCAGAAAAAAGUGAUGAAUUUGAAGAUGAAAUUGAAGAUUAUGAUUCAAGUUUGGAUUUAGAUAAUGAAUAUAUUCACUUUGAUAAUAAUUAUAUUACAUACAAUGAUAAUAUAAAUUUAAUUGGUAAAGAUUCAGAAUCAAAAAUAUCAAUAGAUGAGAAGACUUUAGUAUAUACUGAUGAUGAUCCCCAAGAAAAAAUAUCAUCUCGUUUAUUACUUUUAUGGGAUGUUGAUGAGACAUUAUUAAGUCUUGGAAGACGUAUACAAAAUAAUGAGAUAUUAAAUAGAAAAUUUAAUACUUAUACUUUAAGUACAUUAUUUUUAAUAAAAGAAAGACAAUUAUAUGAUCCUCGUAUAAUGAAUCAAUAUAUUGUAACUCAUGGUAUAAAUACAAUUAGUAAACUUCAACAUAAAUCUAUCCGUGAUAUAUGUGAAGCUUGUUGGGACAUUUUAAGGAUAUAUGAUAGAUAUUUUGCUACAGAAGAUGAUGAUAUUUCAAAUCAGAUAUUUAAGAGGAUGUUUGAAGCUAAAGAGGAAGCUGCAAUAGCUUAUAAUAAUGGUGAUAAUUCUUAUACAACUAGAUUUCUACCUGGGCCUUUAAAAAAUAUUUUUGUUCCAAAAUUAAAAGAUUUAUCUUUAUUAAGGAACUAUAUUAUAGAAAAUAAUGAGGAGUUUUCAGAAUUUAAGAAUAAUAUAGAUCAUUCUAAUCAACAUAAUAAAUCAAAAGAGUUUUUUGUAUAUGAGAUCAAUGAAGAAUAUAAUGUAGAUGGUAUAAGAAAUAAUUUAUCAUAUAAUAAAACAUUAUUAACUAGUCUUAAAGGUUUCAGUAAUUUAAUAGUAAAAGAAAAACAGGAUAAUAUAGUGACAGUAUUAAUUGAUGAUAAUGCAGGUCACAUAAGACUUGCGUGCUUAGAGGAGGUACAUCAAAAAAAUAUGUUAAUAAUACCUAUAUAUCCAUUAAAUCCAGAAUUGUCAAUAGAAGAGAAUAUAAAUAUUUCUAAUUUAACUGAUAGACAUUUAACAGAUAUAUUAGCUCCACCAAUAUCUAUAGGUUCUUAUGGUAUGUUUCAUGGUUUGAAUUUAAAAUAUUUACCUAAUUUACUAAAUGGAAUUUUAAAUGAUAUACCUAUAGAUGCAUCUGCAGAUAUUUUAUCAAAGGAAUUACGUUUAAAAGUAUAUGGAUUAUUUAAUACAAAAUAUAAGGGUUCUCUUUGUUCAUAUGAUAUAGAUAAUCCAAAAUCUGUAUAUUUUGUAAUUACAUCACCUUGCAGCUUCUUUGAAUAUACUUUAAAUUUAAUGUUGAAAAUGUCACCAGAUGAUCCCUAUAUUAGAGAUUUUUUUAAAACAUUAAGUGCUAUAGAUGCAUGGAUAUUUAAUGAAAGGCCAAAUAAAAAUUAUAGAGAUUCUUGCUCAUCAAUAAAUUCAACUCUUAGAGAUAUUAUUUGUAUAUGUAAUAAUGAAUCAUUGGAAUCUAAUACAUUAGAUAAAAAGAAUAUUGAGAAAUUGUGCAUUAUUAAUUGGAAUGAUAAGUUUUAUUUUGGAUAUGAUAAUCCAAAUGGUUCAGUUCCAUUAAAUUCUUUAUUAAUUUCAACCCUUCCAAGAAGAAGAACAAUUAUUUUAAGUCUAUACUCUGAUUUACCUUUAAAUGUGAUGCCAAUUAGUACAGUAUUUGGUUAUUAUAAUUAUUGUCAAUUGGCUUCUAAUCACUUUAUUUCCCACAUAGAAUUAUUAAAGAGAUUAUCACAAUCAAUAAAUCCUGUUUUAAAUUUAAGAGAUUUGAUUGAUAUUAAUGAAGAUAAUAAAUAUAAAGAGUUAAGAAAUAAUAAUUUAAAACUAGCUAUAACUUUAACUAAAACUUGGGAAAAAGCUCUAAUAAAUAAUUUUGAUUCUAUUAAUGAAUAUACGGUGACAAAUAGUACAAUAUAUAUGGAUAAUUUUAAUAGAAGCUAUGUAAACUGUACGACAUUAAAUUAUUAA